UUCAAAUAUAUCCAUUAAUGGUUUUGUCUGUUUGACCAACCAACCAAACACUGACCCACAUUUGUAAACAAUGAACCCCACUAAGCAUCACUCCAUACCUGCUCUACUAUCAAAUACUGUCAUAGAUACUCUACCGUAUAAUCCCCUUUACACGAAACCUUUCAGGGGACCAGUGCGAAGAUAAAAUAACUGUGAGAUGACAGCCAACAACAUUCAGGCUAAAUUUUUGUAGCAGCUGUGUUUACAUCAAGAAUACGGCCCAAUAUGUGUGGCCACAUUUUUAGGACAUGGUCUUUUGUCAGAAUAGCUUUGUUGUAGCAUUUUAAUAACUUAGCAUCAUUAAAUAGUGUGUAUACCAACUCAUUAAAAAAGGUCUCCACCUGUUUCUGUGCAAAAAUAGCCAAUGCAAAGACAUGGAGGUGAAUGAGGUGAGAGGCACAAAACAAUCAGCUGACAGACAAGAAAAUUGCCCAAUUUGAGUCUUGUGGGACAAAAGAGGCUGCUGACAAAGAUGUAACUUAAGUCUGUGGUGUAACAAAAGCUUUUGAACACAUUCCACCUUGCUAAUUAUCUCCUGUCGUACCAGUGAGGUUUGUCCAUGGUUGAAUUGUUUGGAAAGUUUUUCUGGGCCAUAUGGCACUCUGGCUAACCUUCAUGAGUGCCCAGGUGAGUCUAUGUGGAGGGAAAAUUCAAUGAUACUGAACAAAUGAUGGGUUUUGAAAGUUUACCAUCUGACUUUUGUUGAACGAUGUACCAGUAAAUAUAAGGAUGAACAGUGUUAAUGGUGAGUUUUAUGGUCCUUUGCUGACCUUGGCAGGAGUCUCCCCACACUGAUGAUCAAAGAUAUCAAGUGUCUGUGAACAGUUCAGGUUCACUGAACCAAUGGUGUUCUGUUCAGAAUUUUUUCUAACACAAGGAAACACAAAUAUGUUCUCACCAGACAUGAUCGUGCACAUGUUUUCUGUUUGUGCACUCAGCCGUUUACAAUCCGUGUAACUGUCAGUUGCUGCAGUCAUCAGGCAGAACCAGUUCUCUCAGGGACAAACCUCGGCUAAACAUAUGAUCUGCGCAGAGUAUUUCACAAGGUCCAGUCUAUGUGGUUUUAUGUAUAUGUUGUAUUUAUAUUAAUAUUUACUGUAAAUAAAUUAAAAACAAUAUAAGUUUUGAGUGCUACUAAACUGAAAUUUUCAGCUUUCACCAAGUGGCAAAAUAGUUUUCUCGGAGGACUAGAUCUGGCCCUUUGCCUACCACUGGCGUUGAGAUUUGAUCGGUGCUGCUGCCACAGUCUUACAGUUAAUGAUAGCCCCAAUAAAACAAGGCGAGUUUUAAAAGUUCCAGCAUUUCUAGACUUGUUCCUGGAGUGGUUUUGAACUUCUGAUUGAUAAUAAUAAUAUAUGACAGUCACGGGGUGAACUUUUUCUUGAGAUACUGCCAAUCUUUGAAACUUUGUUAAACAAAACUUGCUUACUGAGGCUGGAUUAGGCUUCACUGUGGCGCCUGUUGAUGCCUCCUUCGCUGCACCUUCAGUGGCUGAAGACGGACAGGUGUUGUUGGCCAUUUGGGGCCUCGUCCACACACUCCUGGACGAAGACACUUAUCGUAAUCAAAACAAAAGGGUAAAUGUGCUAGAUAUUGGGCAGUGUUUCCAUGGUCACCAAAGGGCAGGAAUGGAGGGUGGCAGCAGGACGGUAAGACAAGAGCUGUAGUUAGACUGUAGAUGGGGUGGCAGGGAUUAUGGAUCUGCUCAGGUAAACCCACUGAGAAAUCCUGAGCUUCAGGGUGAAUCUCACUGUGUCUUUGUCGUGUUUUCUCUCUGUGUCGAAUGAUUUCCUGCAGUUUCUUCACCAGGAUCAACCUGAUGUGGUGGAGUUUCCGUGAGCUGAGAAAAGAAUCCAAGAAAUUUGCCAGUGGCGUUUUCCCCUCUGUAAACCUCUGAAAAAGCAGCUGAGCUCUCGCAGCUCAUUGGUCCUAAAAACUCCAAAGUGAAAAACCUGCAUCGACAGAGACAUGAUGACCCUCCGCUCUGGGUGCUCCCCGGCUCAUCAAAGUUUGGUACCUGAUGCAUCCUGCUGGGACACAAGGUGAGCUGCUGCUGGUGCAUUCAUGGACUGUCGGAUAACUCGCUAUUAUCCUUCUGGAGAGCACAAUGUAUGGCCUUGUCUCUUAGGUUUCAUAUUUUCAGUAUGUUUCUUAACUGUCACUUCUACAGAGGCUGCAGCCCAGGGGCCCCCUGACCUCUUGUUGGCCUUGUGUUGUAUAAUUUCUCCUUUACAAACUUUAGUUUUGUCAUGUAUGUUUGCUUAUGUAUUUUGUUGUACUAUAGGCUUUAUAACUAGUAUGUACAUUCUCAGAAUUCCAAAAUAAUCUGAAAACCUCCUUGGAUUGUAGUGAUGUCUGCUGUACCCACACCUUUGCUGUCUAAAAAUAAAUUAUGAUAUAAUGUAAUUUUCUCUUAAAUGGAUCGAUGAAGUGAUUCAUUUCAAGUUUCAGUCACAGAUAAGGUCAUAGCUAGGCUUUGCUUUAAACCUUUAAGUCAACCGAGGACACAGGUAAUGGAACUGUUAAACAAGCCACAAAUAGUGAGGGAAAAAAGUGUUUUAAAUAACAAUGCAGAUAUGUGAAUAUGAAACAAGGGAUGAAAAGUCUGUAGAUAAACAUGUCAGCCUUGCAUAAUGAAAAAUGUAACAAUACUUAUAGUGUACCAAUUAUUAUUAUUGCUUGUAUAUUCAAAAGUACACUAUUGUCUUUAAAUGAAAAGGAAAGAACAAUGGUAUGUGCAUUUCAUAAAACAUACAUUUUUCUGUUUACAGUAAAACUAAAGUGUGUUGUUGACAACUUGUUGACAGACUCUCCUAGAUUUAUGACCCUGGCUUUGUGCCCACGUGUGUCUCCUAAUGUCCUGCUCUGUCCUGUGAGUGUUUGUCCUGCGUGGACCUGGGUGGAGCCUGCUGGAGUCAACACAGCCUACUAUGCAGGUGAUGGCUGCCGGCCUCCCUCAGAAUAACUCUGCCUGUCUGGCUAUAUGUAGCCUCAGUUAAUCCUUAAGACGAGCGCUGCUGAGGUCCCUCCCUGCACGUCGGUGAAAGUCCUGCACUGAGACAUAAAGGAGUUUCCCCUCCUGAGAGCAGCAAGACAACAUGCAGAUUAACUACAAUUGCCCUCAACACAGGACACCUCCACUUUGUAAGUACAGGCAGUGAUGCAUCCUCUGGUACUUCUACCAAGCCACCUCUGGAGCGUUCAGCUGUGAUUGAACAACAGCAAACCACCAUGAGCGCAGACACUGCCUGCAGGGCAGAGCUGGACUCGGAGCACCACGGCGAGCUGGCCGACUUGGUGGCGGCCAUGAAUGUGACCGCCAACCGUAUGACCCCGCCCAGCGGCUCCAGGUCUGGUGCUCUGAGGACCACCAGUUCUCACAGAGCUCGACUCUCGGACAGAAAAUUGUCUCUGCAGGAGAGAGGGAGCCGCAUGGCGCGACAGCCCACCAUUGAGACCAAACGUGUUUCCAUCACAGAUGCUGAUGACUGUGUCCAGCUCAACCAGUAUAAGCUGAAGAAAGAGAUCGGAAAGGGUUCAUAUGGAGUGGUGAAGUUAGCUUAUAAUGAAGAUUCUGAAGAGUACUAUGCAAUGAAAGUUGUUUCAAAGAAGAAGCUGAUGAGGCAGUGUGGAUUUUUGCGCCGCAUGCCUCCUCAAGGAUCAAACUCGCAGCAGCAGGAUCUGUUCCCUAAAGCCAUGUUGCCUCUGGAAAGAGUGUACAAGGAGAUCGCCAUCCUGAAGAAACUGGACCAUCAUAAUGUUGUUAAACUAGUGGAGGUGCUUGAUGACCCUGACGAUGAUGGACUUCAUAUGGCCUUCGAAUUGAUGACAAAAGGCCCGGUGAUGGAGGUGCCUACAGACGACCCUUUCACGGAGGAGCAGGCUCGCUUUUACUUCAGAGACGUUGUCCUGGGAAUUGAGUACUUGCACUACCACAAGAUCAUCCACAGAGACAUUAAACCCUCCAACCUGCUGCUGGGGGACGACGGCCAUGUCAAGAUAGCAGAUUUUGGUGUGAGCAACGAGUUUGAAGGGACAGACGCCCUCCUGUCGAGCACGGUGGGGACACCGGCCUUCAUGGCCCCCGAGAUGAUGACUGAACACGAGCAGAGCUUCAGUGGAAAGGCAUUAGACGUGUGGGCAAUGGGAGUCACACUGUACUGUUUUGUCUUUGGGAAGUGCCCUUUCUAUGAUGAAUACAUUGUGUCUCUGCACAACAAAAUCAAAAACAAACCUGUGGACUUUCCAGAGACGCCAGUGAUUAGUAAUGAAUUAAAGGAGCUCAUUAAAGGGAUGUUGGAUAAAAACCCUGAAACAAGAAUCACCAUCCCUGAAAUCAAGCUACAUCCGUGGGUGACAGAGAAUGGCACAAAUCCUCUCCCUCUAGAGGAGGAGCACUGCAAGGCAGUGGAGGUCACUGAGGAGGAGGUGCAGAACAGCAUCAAACUCAUCCCCAGCCUUUCUGCUGUGAUUCUGGUGAAGUCCAUGCUGAGGAAGCGGUCUUUCAGUAAUCCCUUUGAGUGUCAGGGCAGACGGGCAGAAAGGUCCAUGUCUGCCCCUGGAGGUCUUCUUACUGGUUUUUGGGGCGUACUGGGGUCUUCGCCUCAGCUUCAUCCUUCCUUGAGGAAAGUCAGCAACGAGGGGAGCAGAGAGGGAGAGUUGGAGGACUUGUAUGAAGUCGACACAUUUACAGAGUGCACAGAUUAAAUUCCCACAUGCAUUGACACACAUGUUUUUGCGUCAUGCUUCCUGUGCUCUCAUGCUUACAGUUUUUUCUCACUCCUAGUGCAAGAAACAGUUCUGUGAUAUGUUGAAUAUUGAAUAGAUGGGUAGAUACAUAAAAUCACAGCAAGUAAGAUUAGAUUUGACUCUGUCCGCUCUGCUUGUUUACUGUUCUGUUAAUAUUUAAAUUACAGAUGGCACAGUUGCCAGUGACAUAUGUUGCUCAUGGAUGUUAUAUGAUUUAUUUACUUUGGAUUGUUCUUAAAAAUGUAAAUAUGCUCCAUAAAGAAGAUAUUUUUACAUUUUCCUACAGCUGUUAAAAUAAUAAAAGA
This is a messenger RNA of Toxotes jaculatrix (banded archerfish), 5093 nucleotides long. RefSeq names its product calcium/calmodulin-dependent protein kinase kinase 1, alpha b (gene camkk1b). Gene Ontology annotation, biological process: CAMKK-AMPK signaling cascade; activation of protein kinase activity; protein phosphorylation. Lineage: Eukaryota; Metazoa; Chordata; Actinopteri; Toxotidae. Gene Ontology annotation, molecular function: ATP binding; protein kinase activity. Bases 3271 to 4746 code for a protein of 491 amino acids. The transcript is spliced from 18 exons. The record is from RefSeq and is a predicted model, not a curated record.